This is a messenger RNA of Coccinella septempunctata (seven-spotted ladybird), 5033 nucleotides long. RefSeq lists its product as uncharacterized. NCBI's taxonomy places the organism in Eukaryota, Metazoa, Arthropoda, Insecta, Coleoptera, Coccinellidae. Gene Ontology annotation, molecular function: RNA binding. The coding region runs from base 225 to 4796 and encodes 1523 amino acids. The record is from RefSeq and is a predicted model, not a curated record. Gene Ontology annotation, cellular component: spliceosomal complex. The transcript is spliced from 14 exons. Gene Ontology annotation, biological process: regulation of mRNA splicing, via spliceosome.
UAGAUCUGUCAGGUAGAAAUAGAAAAGUGCCAUUUCUGCUACUACUCGGAAAAAUUAUUGAACUAGUUUUCUCAAUUGAUUUUCCAGUUUUUCCACUGUUGAUGUUGAUGCGGAAUACAUAUAUUUAUCGUUCUACUGAAUAAUGGUUUGCUACUCCUCAAAUUUUUCUAUGAGGAAUUAAAGAUACCUACGAUUUGUGUAAAGUGAUAGUGAUACAGUGAAAGAUGGAACCUGCAGCACCAGGAACAGAGGACGAUCCAGUUUGUAGUCAAGAAUUCAGGCCGAUUAAAAAGGACACUCCAGAGGAACAAGCUCUGUCGAAAAAAGCCAUUUUACCUAACGGACAAUAUGGUAACAUUUUCCUACUGGAAUAUAUACAGGGAGCGCAACAUUGGUACUGUAAGGUCUGCGACCGACCAGUCUUGGGUAGGGUUUUCAAUCAUGAAAUCGGCAAGAGACAUUUGGCUAGACUGAAGCUGGGCAACAACGAUAUUCAUGACGACGACGAUGACGAGGACAGGAACGACUCAGGCUCGGCCAUUGGGAUGGUUGUGGCUCCCGGUGAACCUUUACCUCCGGGUUUCGAAGGGGAAGUGGAAGAAACCAAGACUCUCAUUCAGGAUCGUUUGGAUAAGUUCAACGUGGGCCCUUUGGUAGGUCUCGAAUACCUCUUGGAGCUUCUGGAUUACGAUCCCUCGAAAGAACCCACCUACAUGUGUAUUUUAUGCCAUAAGAAGGGAGAUCCCCGGACGAUUCUGACACAUUUGGCCAGUUACAAUCAUCAAGUGGCGUACUUGCAGAAGCACUUUCCGACCGCCUAUCGUCACAUAGCGCCCUACAUGAUCAAGGUUUACAAGAGAAACUGGCAGGCGGGACUGCAGAAGAUUGCCGACGCCAUAGAAUCCACCUUUGGACGUUUGAAACCCAUCCAAGUGGAGGCAGGGAAGUUUAACAAAGAUUCGAUGUACUACGUGGAGUUGGUGGCCAAGGGGAAACAUUUCAGCGAGUUGUCAGGGCAGACCUUUGAGAACGUAGUCACCAAGGAAGAAUUGACCAAAGUAUACGAAGAGCCAAAAAAACCUGCACAACAGGCCCUAAACAAACCGGCUAAGCGAAAAAGCCCCUCACCGCCUGUUGUGGCCAAACCGAUGAAGCGACCGAAGGCCCAAGUUGAGAACGUACCGAAGAGGAGGUCUCUUUCUCCCGUUUCCGACGUUUCCAGCAGUGAUUUGGAGGAUUUUGAUGUAAAGAGCCCAGUUAAACCCUCCAGAACCAACGAGAGUUUUAGGAAAGGUAGACCGGGAGUCAACAGCAACAGUUCCUUCUCGAGAAAAGAGGGUGCGAUGCCCUGGCAGAAGUCGAGUUAUAGGAGGGAUAGGCCGAUAUCGGUUAGUGAGAGGAGCAGGGAUGAAAAAGCGGAGAAAAUGGAAGAGUUCAAGAGGUUGGCUAAAGCUAUCGACAAUCAGAUGGAGCUGGUUCUGAAGAAGCACAAGGAGAAUCCGGAGAAACAUCCUAAAUACAAUGAUGAAUGGAAAAAAUUCUGGAAUGCAAGGUACAAGGAAUUGCAAGCGGAAGGUAAGAACGCAGCCACCCACGAUUUCAAGCCGGAGUGGAUAGAAUACUGGAACAAGCGCAUAUUGGAGUUGCAUCAGGAGGAGGUGAUAUCCAGCAAGGCUGCGCUGAGGAAGAGGUUGGGCUUGGAGGAACCCGCCCCCAUCUCCUUCAAGAUCGGUGAAAGGAGAAAACCGGUUAGUUCUGGUAGCAAACCGGUUCCCACCGCUGCUCAACCCGACAAUGAUCCAGAGGUGAUAGUCAUCGACGAUAACGAUGACGACAACGUCGGCAGGGGUAGAAAACGCCCCGGAUCCCCGUUCAGAAGGAAAGACAGGUCCCCGCAGUUCCGCAGACGCUCCCCGCCCAACAUCAAGGACUCCCCGCCCUCCCGCCGCAGGGGCUCCCCCUCCCCCAUCCCCUCCUACCGUCGCAAGGACUCCCCGCCCCCGCGACGCAGGGAAUCUCCCCCGCCCCGUCGCAAGGAGUCACCGCUGUCGCGUCGUAGGGACUCCCCGAUCUCCCGCAGACCCUCGCCCCCAUCCCUGAGGAUCAGGGACUCGCCCAAGAGGCAGAUGUCGCCGCUGUCGCGCAGGAAGAGCUCCCCCUCCUUCCACAGGGCGCCGUCGCCGCCCCUGAAGAUCAAGGAGGACAAGAUACCGCCGUCCCCGAUGAGGGACAGGUCGCCGAGACGUGACAAGUUCGAGAGGUUGAGGGAUAGGUCGGAGGAGAGGUCCAGGUCGAGGGGCAAGUCGCGCGAGAUCAGCUGGGAGAGAGAGAGGGAAAGACGAAGGGACUACGACGAGAAACAUUGGGACAGGGCGUACAGGCCCAGAGACCCUUGGGAGCUGGAGCAUCACUAUCCCAUCGAUCCGUACGCCCCUCCCAAGGUACUCAGGGACGUGACUAGGAAGCCCGUCACCGUUCCCCACAUGGACGAGCCCGAAGACGACGGCGAAGUGAACAUAGUCGCCGUAUUGAGACUGCUGACCGCCCUCGAGGAGAAGUUGGGUUCUUUGGGGCCCAAGGUGAUCGACCUGUUGGGCCAGGCCCUGGCGAUGGAGAAGAAGGUGGCCAACAGCUCGGAGGAGCUCCUGGAUAGCGAGAUGAACUGCGUGCUGUUCGAGACCGUCAAGGAAAAACUCAAAGGUCAACUUCAGGCUGGUUUGGUGGAUUGGAUCCAGGAGAAGGCCUUUAAGAACGCCAUCAAGAAAACCGCCAGUCUUAUCCACAUAGCCAGCGAACGGAAGAAGCAAAAGGAACAAGAACUACCGAAAAAACCGGUGGUGGUACCGGGGAUCGGAAAAGUGGACAAGGGUAAAAUCGCCAGGCAGAUCGCAAACGCCCUUAUAGCUCAGGGUAAAACGGACGUCACUCAGGAUGAGCUGGAAGAACUCAUAAACGCGGUGGUUGGUAUCGCCGAAGCUCAGAAAAACAGCACCGAAACUUUAACAACCGCGAGUUUCCUAGAGAAGCUGGCCAAUUCUCAUUCGACGACCGUGGAAAAGACAGAGCCUAAAGUCGAAACCAAACCGGUUGAAAGAGAAGAGAACGAACAGCCCGUCGAAAAGUUGGACGAGGACCACGAGGCCUCCAGCAGUUCCCAGGAUAAAACCGUGAUAAACAUGGAGGGGCUGUCGGAUUCGGACCUGGAAACGUUGCUGCAGAACUUCAAGGACCUCUCCAACGACGAACAAUUGGGGUUGAUAAAUUACCUGAAGAAGCUGGAGGCGAAAGAGCCUGAGAGGGUGGAGAAACUGAGGAAAUUCGUGAACCUGACCGAGAAUCUCGAGGAAAAAACCGAUAACGAAAGGUACAGUCCGUUCCUGGCCAAGAUCGAAGAAUCCUCUGGGAAAACCGAGGAACCGGAAAGUAUCGUUGAGAAGAGCAAGGAGGAAGAUAAUUCGGGUUUCGUCGAUAUAGACUCGGAGGACGAAUAUUCGUUCGAGGACGUUGCCAAAGCUGUGUCGCAGAAGGUGAAGGAGAGCGAAAAAGAGCAGAAGAGGAAAGAGGAUAAGAAUCUGGACGAUGCUAAGGCGUUCAUUACUUCGUUGAUGAGUUCGUUGAACAAGAACAUUACGAAUUCUACGGCUAGUACUACCAGUUCGCCCAGCAUUACGACACCCAACAAGAACAUGUCGGAUAAGAUUAACGUUAUUUCCAAUCUGCCUGUCAGUUCGGCAGAUAUUGCCAAAUCUCUCAGUGGGAUCACGAUGAGCGUGUCGAGUCUAGGAAACAUCCUCGGCAAUGUCCAAAGCAUGGCGAACAGCAAGAUCCAGGCGGAACGGCUGAUCCAGGAGCCGAAGCCCAUCAAUCAGAUCCCAGCGUCCGUACCCCCAACCAAUGUACCAUCGGUACCGCCAAGUUUCGCGAGGAACUCCUACAACGAGUUCGACAUCGCGAGUCAGAGGGACGUCAGGAAUCCCGCGGAGUACAAUCCUCAGGGAUUCGCGAAAGGUCGUCCCAACAAGAACUACGACGAGUUCAACAUCGGUCCGAUACCGCGUGACGUGAAAGACGACGUCAGAGAGUCUAGGAUGCAGGGAGCGUUGAGCGGUAGAGGGCCAGAGAAACCGCCAGGUUUCAAAGACAUGCCGCCAUCUUCAAAUUCACCCUACUUAGACAGACCUCACCAAUCAGACGUAAAUUCGCCGUACUCUCACAUGCAAGGCGCACCCCUGAGAGGCAAUACAAUUAGGGACAGGCCUCUGGACAGGCCCUCCAUGCAGCCUGUGGACAGGCCGGCCUUGCAGCCUCUGGACAGACCCAUGGAGAGGCCUUCCAUGCAGCCUCUCUCCGGCAAGUAUCCCCAGAGGGGUGGCCCCUUCCCCGGCAAGUUGAGGCCCGCGGGUAACAAUUUCGAGCCCAGCGCAGGACGAGGUGAUUUCGGACCAAGGGACGACUACAGGGGAGGAAUGUCGGACUUUAGGGGUGGUAUGGGUAAUUUCAGGGGUAUGACGACUGAUUACAGGGCGGGACCGGACGAAUAUGGACCGGACGAUUACAGAGAGGAACAAACGACUUACAGAGGAAAAGAUUACAGAGAUAUGAGGGGGCCACAAGGUAAUAUUCCGGGACCGGUUGACGAAAUGAGGCCGAAGGGAAACAACUUCGCCUAUUCCGGUGGGGGCCAGGCUUUCAAGGGCGGCAAUUUCAGUAAUGCCAAUCGCCCGAACAACUUUGCACCUGCGCCACCUAGGUAUCCCGGAAGCAGCAAUUACAACAGUCCUUUCAGCAGAUGGUGAUUCCGUAAUCGUCAAGAUCGAUUUGACGAGUUUUUAUUCAUUUGAUGUUACAGUGCACAGCGUUACUUCAGAUGUGAUAAGUUGUAUUUUGAAAUGAGAAAAUGUUAAUUUUCCGAAGGACACUUUUUGUUUGAAGUAUAUCAAUUGUUUUGAAAACGAGUGAGCCAGAUAUUAUCAUCCUUGUUCGAUUAUUUUAAUGAACUGUAAAUGGGUGUGAUAAAGUUCAGUUGACAUUUG